Thermothielavioides terrestris NRRL 8126 is the source of this 1090-nucleotide messenger RNA. RefSeq lists its product as uncharacterized. NCBI's taxonomy places the organism in Eukaryota, Fungi, Ascomycota, Sordariomycetes, Sordariales, Chaetomiaceae. The record is from RefSeq and is a predicted model, not a curated record. Bases 93 to 440 code for a protein of 115 amino acids. The transcript is spliced from 2 exons. Gene Ontology annotation, biological process: mitochondrial respiratory chain complex IV assembly. Gene Ontology annotation, cellular component: mitochondrial inner membrane.
CGCCACAGCAAGGAGCAAUACCCGACCACCGCAACCCACGCCCGCACGAACCCGCAAACAAAGAGUUUCCAGGUUACCUUUGUCGCACCGGCAUGGCCGUCUUCCAGAGCCGCAAAUACCGCUCGGCGGCCGACUCCCGCAACUUUGGGGCGCGCUACCGGGCGCUCAUGGCCAAGCAUCCGUUCCUGCUGUUCGGCCUGCCGUUCCUGACCACCAUCGUGGCCGCCUCGUUCGUGCUGACGCCCGCCACCGCCGUCCGCUACGAGCGCCACGACCGCAAGGUGCGCCAGAUGACGCGCGAGGAGGAGCUGGGCGUCGGCAAGGCGGGGCGCAAGGUCGACAUCCGCGAGGAGUACUACAGAUUGGCGGCCAAGGAUCUCGAUAACUGGGAGCAGAAGCGUGUCAAAAGGUUGCCUGGCGAGAGCGACGGUGUGCUCUAGGAAAGAGGGGGCAUGUGCUUGCGAAGCGCCGACGGAGAGGAUAGAGAGACGCUCAUUGCUUCCCAUGGGAUAGUAUCGCCGCCUUCGCGUCGCCUCCGGACGAAAAGCUCCUCUGACAAUCGGAGCAGUUGUCCGGAUCGCUGCCGCCGGCGCCAAUCAAGACGGCUACACUGCAAACGGCCUGAGCGCAACUAAGGCUCAUUCUCGGAGCAUCUCGCUGCAGCCGUUCGUGUGGCGCCCAGCUCUUAAGCUGGAAUAUUCAGGAAGCAGCGAGCGGGCAAUGCUGGGAUCCUGCUCAAUCCCGCCAGCCUCGCCAUCACAUGCAGCUGAGUCAGUUUCGUCCAGCUCAUCUUCAGCCGUCGCUCGGGCCAGGCGUUAGGCGCCGCACCCUCGACGCAGGUCUCAGUUGUUAUCGUAGCCCUUGACGGGUGUCACGGAGCCAAAGGGGCGGGACCAUCGGGGCAUUUUGUCGGGUUCUUGCUUCGCAAUACUUGAGAAUAAGCAAACCAGUCUGCAGAUAACCCCGCUAGCAAAGCGGGAAGCUGCAGCAUCGAGCUGCCCAAAGGCGGACAGUUCUGCAGGAGCUGAAGACUCGGACAGAACCAGACAGAGAUCAUCGCAACAAAUGGAGAUUACUGUGGUACACUAUU